Molecule: messenger RNA, 3467 nt
Organism: Phalacrocorax carbo (great cormorant)
Lineage: Eukaryota; Metazoa; Chordata; Aves; Suliformes; Phalacrocoracidae
Source: RefSeq, a predicted model, not a curated record
CAGCCGGGCCCGGCGCCGCUGGGCGGGACCCACGCUCCGGCCCCCGCGCCCGGCUAGGCUCGGCUCAGCCCGGCCCGGCUUGGCUCAGCUCACUUCAGCUCGGCUCGGCGGCGUGCCGGGAGGAAGCGCCGGCUGCGCGGCAGGCGGGCGGGCGGCUGCCGGCCGCUCGGCUCUCCCGCCCCCCGUCUCCUCCCCUCCGCCGCCCAGCCUCCGCCCCCUCCUCCUUCUCCUUCUCCUCCUCCUCCUCGCGGUGGCGGCGGCUUUCUCGGCCCCGGCUCCCUGCUCUUCCCCGCGGCUUCGCCUUGCUCCUCUUCGGGAGGCUCCCGCGCCGCGCUGGCGAGGACGGCACUGCUGCAAGGAGCCUCUGGGAGUUCCAGUGUGAAGAGACCUGCCUCCAUCUGGAGACCUCUGCUAACGGUGGAGACCUCCAGACAGGCCAGGUAGCCUUAGCAGGAGCUUGGAAAUCUUACAUCAAGAACCACCUGGAGCAUUACACUGCCCUGUUCAGAGCGUGGACAAGAGUCUGGCAUUGCGCUUUUACAGGGGAGCAGAGUUGAAAAUCAGCACUUUCAUUAGAUUUUUGAUUCAUGAUCGCUGCCGGUAGCAGAGCACAAAGGGAACAGCGAGACUCCCGCAUCUUUCAGCGAGAAGAAAGGAGUCGGCGGAGCAGACUAAUACGGACUUGUGUCGGGUGGCCUUGCCCUACAAAGGCUGCCUUUAAAAGAGAAACGCAGUGUUAUUUAAUGAGCUGUGAGAUGAGGCGCUGCUGCUAACGCUCAGAUCCCAGGAUUCAUCGGCUAUUCAUUGUGCUUAAUGUACAUGUUUCUGCACCGUGCAUUUAGGAGAUCCCAGAGAAGAAUCCAAAACGGCUGCGGGGGAAAGACCACCAAACAUGCCUACAGAAACACUACCGACAGGUAGCAUGGUGAAGCCGGUCAGCCCUGCUGUCACUUUCACGUCCGCCGUUCCUCUCCGCAUCCUGAACAAAGGACCUGACUAUUUUCGCAGGCAGGCGGAGCCUAAUCCAAAAAGACUGAGCGCGGUGGAGAGGCUAGAAGCCGACAAGGCAAAAUAUGUCAAGAGCCAGGAGGUCAUCAACGCCAAGCAGGAGCCUGUGAAGCCAGCGGUGCUGGCAAAGCCGCCGGUCUGUCCUGCGGCCAAGCGAGCUCUGGGGAGCCCCACCUUGAAAGUCUUCAGUAACAACACAAAGACCGAGAGUGGCGUCCAGAGAGAAAAUCUGAAACUCGAGAUUUUGAAGAACAUCAUCAACAGCUCCGAAGGCUCCAGCUCAGGUUCAGGGUAUAAGCACGGUCCCCGAAACUGGCCGCCCCACAGAGCUGACUCAACAGAGCUGAACCGACACUCGUUUGCCGAAUCUUUGAAGGUUUAUCCCACACAGGGCCGAAGCAGCCCACAGGAGAGCAGCUCCAACGUCAGCAGAAGGCUCCUAGAUCAGUCGGCAGAGACUUUCUUGCAUGUCUCUCACAGCUCUUCAGACAUUAGGAAAGUAACUACUGCAAAGCCCUUAAAAGCAAUACCCUGCAGUAGUUCAGCCCCACCUCUGCCUCCAAAGCCCAAAAUCGCUGCCAUCGCCACCCUGAAAUCCCCAGAGAUUGAGGCAGUUGAGUCUGGAUGCGGAGUUAGUAGAAGACCCUCCCUACAGCGAUCAAAAUCAGACUUAAGUGACAGAUACUUUCGUGUCGACGCAGAUGUUGAGCGAUUCUUUAACUACUGCGGACUGGAUCCUGAAGAGCUUGAAAACCUCGGGAUGGAAAACUUUGCAAGGGCUAACUCUGAUAUUAUAUCCCUCAACUUUCGCAGUGCAAGCAUGAUUAGCUCAGACUGUGAACAGUCUCAGGACAGCAACAGUGACCUUAGAAACGAUGACAGUGCCAAUGACCGUGUGCCAUACGGCAUUUCUGCCAUUGAAAGGAAUGCCAGAAUCAUCAAGUGGUUAUAUAGCAUCAAGCAAGCUAGAGAGUCACAGAAAGUGUCCCAUGUGUGAGAGAAAAUCCACCGUAGAAAAAGCAAGGACUGUAUCUUUGUCUGUGAAUAUUCAGUUGUGAAGGGUUGUGAAGUCUACUUGAAGUCUUGUACACUUCUCAAAUCUCUUUGUGUUGCUUGUUGUGCAAUGUUUCCAAGUUGCAUGCCUGUCAACAUGUGAGCUGACCUGGCUUCCACUUGAACAAUAACUAACUACAAAGCCUGGCUAAGCAUACACCUUAUCUGCCAAAAGUUUAAGACGAGAAUCUAAUUAGGGCUUCAGUAUAAUCAGAGUGUUUACAUUGAAAGGUUAUAUGACUUCUUUGGUAUUUAUGUGGUUCCUUGUGGGUUUUAUAUGUCACUUCUUGUCUUAAUACAGAAAUUGUCAACUGACGUUACUAGCUUUUAAGUUGAAACAGAAUCCCUUUUGGGGGGAGGAAGAGUAAAAUUGGCCAAAAUAAGAGGUUUAGGCAUACGACGAUAGGCAAAGCAGCCUUAUCUCUUGUAGAAAGUGCGUUAUUGGCACGUGUAAAACUGUUUCUGAAAGGCAAAGAAUGUUACAUUCUUAAAUUACGUAUCUCUGUUCAACUAUAUAUCCCUACUUGUAAGGGACUGUUCAGUAAAGGUUUCUUUUUUCUAGAUAGGCUCCCUCAAUUUUACAGCAGAAGUAGUUAGUGAAUCUGCUUGACCUCUCAUAAAUUAAAUGAGUCUUGCAUUUGGGUUGGUAUAAACAUUUUGAUGAUUUUGUGUUACCCUGUUGGAAAAGCUUAAAGAAGGUUGGAAUCAACAGAUGGAAAUGCUGCAGGUGUGGGAUUUUGCGAGUUUGUUUUUUACUCAAAGAUUCCUGGUCUUAAACUUUUGACGGGAAUGAUUAGAUCCUAUAGCUGAUAUUGAAUGCCUUUAUUAGUCAAACACAUCAUGACUACAAACUCCAUGCUGUCUGUUAAUUUUUUUUGUAGACCUAUUUGAACAGUUAAUGAACAAAAAUGGAAACACACAGCCAUAUCAAUAUAACACCUAUUCAGAAGUAAAUACACUCAGUAGCUUAACUAUAUCUGAAAAAUUGUGAUUAUGUUGUCUUGCAUAUGUUAUAUCCAAGGCUGUGAAAAUUUGUUACAGCUCUAGGAAAGUGUAGAAACAUGACAGUAUGUAGCUUCCCCCCCCACCCCCUCCUUAUGAUGGUUAGUGCUGCAGGUCAACAUGUUACAAAUCUUUUGACAAUCUGUGUCUUCCCAGUGGUUUAAUUAACUGUCAUUUCAACUGACAGUGGUGGUGUGGUAGCGGAGGGGUUGAAAGUACAGUGGUCUGCUUCAUUAUUAUUGUAAACAUGCUUUGAAGUAAAUUGCAGCACUACCUUAUACUUCAUCAGCUAAUAGGAAACUUUUUUAUUGUGUAAAUGCUGUAAGACUUUGUAUAUACUUCAGUUGUUACGAAAUCUUUAAAAGGAAGAGUGUUAUGCUAAUAAAUAGCUCCUGGUGCAGGUA